Messenger RNA from Laccaria bicolor S238N-H82, 666 nucleotides. RefSeq lists its product as uncharacterized. The record is from RefSeq and is a predicted model, not a curated record. NCBI's taxonomy places the organism in Eukaryota, Fungi, Basidiomycota, Agaricomycetes, Agaricales, Hydnangiaceae. The transcript has 9 exons. Bases 1 to 666 code for a protein of 221 amino acids.
AUGGGUGUACCGGGUGGACUCAGUAACUCAUCAGGGCGAAGGUCUAUUCAUCUACGCUUCUCGGUGAACGCCACCUCCGCAAUUUUUUCCCCCGAGCUUGGGAUUUCAUCAAUGAUGGCCAACAGGCCGUCGUUCCCAGUAGGUUCAAGUCAAGUUCGGAACGCAAACACUGUCGAUUUCGAAGAUGAGAAGCCGACCGUGACUGCCCUCGAACAACGGCCCAUUCACUCCCAUUCGACGCCCGUUAUGAAGCCUACUGUUCUUUUCUCAACUGUAGCUGCCCUUUCUUCUUUCAGCUACGUCGUAUUAGCUGUUCCAGCCCUUCUUGAGGAACAUGUUCAGAGCGUUGAUGCGGAGGCUCUUGGGUUGGGAGACAAAACCGACAGCUUUCUCAAGCCUGCUCAUGUCGAACAGCAUUUUGGGGGCAACCAGCCUGCCCGUCACGUCAAGAUCCUACUCAACUCUGCUGCUGAUGAAUGGCACCGUCGAGAUGUUUGGGUUCGCAAAGUUGACACUCUCCUCGAUCCCGCUAUGUAUCGCCUGGACAGCGAAGCUCCCAAAGAUGAUAGCUCCAUUGGCUCUGUGAAGGACAGACGUUGUUGUCCUUGUGAUCCGGCUCACCAGAUAGAUGCCAUCGUUAAGGACUGGUGCUGUGGAUGCGCCUAA